Messenger RNA from Centrocercus urophasianus (Greater sage-grouse), 1482 nucleotides. RefSeq names its product matrilin 1 (gene MATN1). The record is from RefSeq and is a predicted model, not a curated record. Gene Ontology annotation, molecular function: calcium ion binding. Bases 1 to 1482 code for a protein of 493 amino acids. Lineage: Eukaryota; Metazoa; Chordata; Aves; Galliformes; Phasianidae. The transcript is spliced from 8 exons.
AUGGACAGGAUUUUCGCCACCUUGACACUCUCCUUGCUGCUUCUCCUCCAGAGCUGUGGAGUCUGGGGGGCACCUCCUCAGCCCAGAGGCACCCUGUGCAGAACCAAACCCACCGACCUGGUGUUCAUCAUUGACAGCUCUCGGAGCGUGCGCCCGCAGGAGUUCGAGAAGGUCAAAGUCUUCCUGUCGCGCGUGAUCGAGGGGCUGGACGUGGGCCCCAACUCCACGCGGGUCGGGGUCAUCAAUUAUGCCAGCGCAGUCAAGAAUGAGUUCUCCCUCAAGACUCACCAAACCAAGGCCGGGCUCCUGCAGGCGGUCCGCAGGAUAGAGCCACUCUCCACAGGGACCAUGACCGGCCUGGCCAUCCAGUUUGCCAUCAGCCGGGCCUUCAGUGACGCAGAAGGGGCCAGGCUCAGAUCUCCCAAUAUUAAUAAGGUGGCAAUUGUUGUGACUGACGGACGUCCCCAGGACAGAGUGCAGGACGUGUCAGCGAGGGCCAGGCAGGCUGGCAUUGAGAUCUUUGCCAUCGGGGUUGGCCGGGUGGACAUGCACACGCUGCGGCAAAUCGCAAGCGAGCCCCUGGACGACCACGUGGACUACGUGGAGAGCUACAGUGUCAUAGAGAAGCUGACCCACAAGUUUCAAGAAGCGUUCUGUGUGGUGUCAGACCUGUGUGCCACUGGUGACCACGACUGUGAGCAGAUCUGUAUCAGCACCCCGGGAUCGUACAAGUGUGCUUGUAGAGAGGGCUUCACGCUGAACAAUGAUGGGAAGACCUGCAGUGCUUGCAGUGGUGGGUCAGGAUCUGCCCUGGAUCUCGUUUUCCUGAUUGAUGGCUCCAAGAGCGUUCGGCCUGAGAACUUUGAGCUGGUGAAGAAAUUCAUCAACCAAAUUGUGGAAUCCUUGGAGGUGUCAGAGAAGCAGGCCCAGGUUGGCCUGGUUCAGUACUCCAGCUCUGUCAGGCAGGAGUUUCCUCUGGGACAGUUCAAGAACAAGAAGGACAUCAAAGCAGCAGUCAAGAAAAUGGCCUACAUGGAGAAAGGCACCAUGACGGGCCAGGCUCUGAAGUACCUGGUGGACAGUUCCUUCUCCAUUGCUAAUGGAGCCAGGCCUGGCGUUCCCAAGGUGGGCAUCGUCUUCACAGACGGACGGUCACAAGAUUACAUCACCGACGCUGCUAAGAAAGCCAAAGAUUUAGGCUUUAGGAUGUUUGCUGUGGGAGUUGGUAACGCAGUGGAGGACGAGCUGAGGGAAAUUGCUUCCGAACCAGUAGCUGAGCACUACUUCUACACAGCCGACUUCAGAACCAUCAGCAACAUUGGGAAGAAGCUGCAAAUGAAAAUCUGCGUUGAGGAAGAUCCAUGCGAAUGUAAAUCUAUUGUGAAGUUCCAGGCAAAAGUAGAAGAACUCAUCGAUACAUUGCAACGGAAAUUGGAAGCUGUGGCAAAAAGGAUUGAAGCCCUGGAGAAUAAGAUCAUCUAA